UAAAAUGGCGGCGGUUUCUGUCAGUGUGGAGUGAAACUUUCUUCUUUUUAGCGAAUAUUGGGCGCUUUUCAGGCUCGUUCUGUGGACUUGGCUCGUGUGUUCAGUCACAUAACAUUUACCGGGACCCAGAGGCGUUUGGCUGAGGUAAUUCGGGCCGACUGGUGUCACCCUGGGCUCCGUCUUUGAUCGUCAAACCGCCGGGCUUCCCUCGAAGUUCACGGCAGCUUAGUGACUGGCUGACAUUGCGAUCAUUCCGACUGUUGUUGUCAUCGGAUCGCCCAACGCGGAACCGUCGGGGAACACGACACCUCUCCGUGUAGCUAGCUAGCCUAUCGAGCCGGCGGAGCUGGUGAGGGCAGGUCUAAGAUCCUGAGGCCGUGUCACGUCAGCUGUCAGUGGACACCGAGGCGCUGUUGGAUGUCACGACGGUGCAGUGUCAGGCGGGAUUUGGUUUGCUAGCAUCGUCCACUCUGGCAAAUCAAAUGGAGAAGCUCCAGGACCUGAGCCAAUCAGAGCUACAGGAGCUCCUGGACAACCCGGAGAGGGUGGAGUCUAUGGCCCUGGAGUCCGACGAGAUCCAGAACAUUCAGCUGGAGCGAGAAAUGGCGCUGGCAUCAAAUCGCAGCCUUGCUGAGCAAAACCUAGACAUGAGGCCUCGUCUGGAGUCGCAGAAGGAGGGGCUGGUGGAGAGAUACUCUCAAUUAGAGGCCGUCAGAGACACCUACAGACAGCACUGCUCCCUGAGAGAUGGUUUUGUGGGUCAGGUGUCUCCAGAGGCGUUGUUCUCCAGACUACAGACAGAGGGCGGCAAAACAGAGGCAGAUUCAGAGGUUCUAGCUGAUGAGUUUCUGGAGGGCUCUCUUCCGCUGGACUCUUUCUUUGACCGUUUCCUCUCCCUGCGCUCCCUCGCUCACAAAAGACGAGUACGGAUAGAGAAACUCCAGGAGAUCCUGCGGCAGAGGAGCGAGGGCAAUCCCUCCACCAUGACAUCAUCAGCAGGUAUCAGCCAGGAUCCUGCUGCCACGCCCUCACCGUGGAAUCAACACACGACAACUACAACAACAACAAAUCAGCAGCAGCCGAACUCCACACCUCAGUCCUCCAGUUACCAAAACGCAUCUCAGCCGGCCUCCUCAGCUGCAGGGUGCUGCCCCGGCCUACCCUACAGUCCAUACCCUGUCUCCCCACCCAAUGCCCCCCCUGCAGCAGCAGCAGCAGCAGCAGCCGCCUCUGGCCCAACCAAUCCACCAUCACAAUUCUCUCCUUACCCAGGUGCCGGCUCACCUUACGGCCCCUUCUCUGGCCCCAGGCCCACUUUUGGGCCUCCGGCAUCAGCCACCUGCCCUUACCCUACUCAGCCCUCCUUCCCUGCACCACACCCAGGCUCAGCAUUUGGCCAGUACACCCCAAGCCACCCCCAGAGUGGCCCUGCCCCCUACCCGGCCUCCUACAGCUAUGGUGGCUACAGUUACCCUGCAGGGGCCCCCUAUUCGGGUUCUCAGUCACCAACGGGGCGACCCAUCUACAGACCAGGAUAUGGAGUUCCACAGCCAUACUCCUGAAAGCACGACUGCUCCUGUGUCUCAAUUUUUCUUCUCAAUUCUUCCCUUCUUUACCGUCUCCCCCUUAUUUUCUUCCCUACCUCCCUGAGCUCUCUCUCCCCUUACCCAAAGUCCUUGUCCCCUCCUUGUCUUUUUACCUUUUCUACCCCCCCUUCCUGUCUCCCAUGCUCCCAGAUUCAAGAAGUGUCGCUUUACUUAUCUUUGUUGCACUAUUUCUCUCUUUCUCUGAAAAUCAGUCUGUUGAUAUCUGUCUUUCUCUCUUUCCUCUUCCCUUUCUCUGUCACCUUACCUCCCCCCCACUCCCCCACACUAGUCUCAGGUUGUUACGUUGUCUUCAAAUGUUAAAUCACUUGUAUCUGUCCCUUCAUACACUCCCUCUCUCCACCCACCCACCCAUUCUCCUCUUCCAUGUCAAGUGUGUGUGUUGCUAUUGGGCAAUCAGAAAGACCUUAUAAACACACAAGUGCACUCCCCCUUGAGACAAAUACAAGACAGAAAUCGGUCUUUGUAACAAGACAUCAGUGUCCAGUAACCGUCUGCUUUACGCAGGGUCUGCACUGGGAAGCAGCUCACAAUGGGAAGCUCGCGUCCCAGUUUCACCUCUAUAGGGCUCAUACAAAGCAGUUAAAUGGGAAAGUGAAUGGCUGGCACACAGUAUGGCUCUUAUACUAGGUUAACUUAAGGACAGGGUUUCGAGGGAAUCAUUUUCUCAGCUUUUGCUGCCUCAUUUAUCAGCUCUUCCACACACUUAGCUACUCCAAACAUGAAUGUGGCAGGUGAAUCCCAUUAUUCACACUGACAUAAGAACCAUCAGUAACCCUUUAUUUCCUUUAACCAAAGACGACGACUUUACUUUGUUAUGUCUCUUUGAUUAUUUUGUUGACAGAGGCUGUUUAAAGCAGCAACCCAAGCAUCACUGUGAAGGUCCAGAGAGACUGUGGAGAUAUAGUGACUGCUCACAGGGGAUAGAACAGCAGAACCACUGGAGAGAACAACAGUUGUGUAACAAGGUUCUUUUUCUCUCAUCAUCAUCUCACAAAAGAGGGAGAAGAAAAACCUCUCAGAUGUAAAGGAACCUAUCAGAUCGUAGUGCGGAAAAGAUUUAUUUCUACCAUUGACUGAUGUGUCCUGAUGUGUGUACAGUGUCUCUGUGUAGAGCAGUUCAUGCUCUGACAGAGGACCUUGAAUUAAAGUCAGUUUAAUCAGAGCUAAACUCUGUCCAGACAGGAUGCUGUUGGUCAGUGGUGCAAAUGUGUGUUUCCCAGUUGUACUGUGGGCCUUGAUACUGCUGUUCCCACAGCUCAGACUGGCAAUAACAGAGUGCUGUGGCUCCAGUGUCAGCAGCUGGCUGAGUGUCAGCUCAGCUUGUAUUAAUGUUGUGCAGGAGAGAUGCUAACAGUUACAAUAUAUGUCUCACACUAGAGUCUCAUUCCAGGACGUGACAGGUUCUGAGCGAGAACUACUGAGCAGCCUCAGCAGCAGGUUUGGAAAUGACCCCACGUCUAUUUUAAACCACACAUUCUAAGCCUCCAUGUGCUUUCCACACGCUAGUCUUACAUUCAAGUGUGCAGUGUUCCCCCUCUUGUAGGUCUUUGUUUGAGCUCUACUGGCCUCUGAGAAAAACCAUGAUCACACAGUGCUAUCUAUGUGACUUGUGCUGGUGAGCAGGCAGUGGAGAGAGGCUUUAUCAGCCCCUCUUCUCUCAACGCUGCUGCUGCUGCUGCUCAAAACAAUCCUGAUGAGAUUGGAGUUUGGUUGGAAAGACUAAAGACUAAACACAUUAUGCUAAAACAGGUUUUUGAAAGACUUACCUGAGUUGAUUAAUAAGCAGAGUAAUAAUGCUAAUCCACUGUCCGUGUUGAAAAAAUAACUGUUGCAGUUUAAGGUAAGGGAAGGUUUGUUCAAAACCUAAAUACAGCGUUUUAAACAAACCUUUCCUUCCUGUCAGCAGCGAGCCUUCUCUUCAGUGUGUCUCCUUUCCUUUACCCAGAUAAAGAUGGCAACUGGACAUAAAGGGAGCUUUUCAUUUUCAGUUUUAGUUGUCUAUGGUGCCAUAUCUUCUAUAUAUUUAGCUAACUCCAUAAAAAUAACAGGGAACAGAGGGAGCUCUGACACAUGUUUGUACCAUUUUACAGAAUGUGAUAGUGUGGAAGACCGAUGUUUGCUACAUGUUAGGUUGUCCACCUGUCCAAUAUACAGUACUGUUUAUUGGACAGGUGCAUUAGACAGUGCAAUCCCCACUGAUACAGUGUGUCAUUUAAUGCUAAGAGCCAGAAAAAACGAAAAAGUAUUCUGUGUAUUUGAGGUGUUAUUAGUUAAAUAUAGAUUGUGUGAUUGAUAUGUAGGGGGAGUCACAGAGUACCUGAGACAAUGAUACCUGCUGCCGCCCCCCCCCCCACCCAACCUCACCACUUCGUCUGUCCUCGUCUCCUCUCCAUCACUCUCCUCCUCUCCAUCACUCUCCUCCUCUCCAUCACUCUCCUCCCCACACCUGCUUGUUGAACAUGAACUGAUGCUUGACAAUGAUUAUCAGAAGAAAAAUGUUUUAUUUCUACAAAUUCACACAAAAUAAGUGUUUUGUAUAGUUUAAUGGAGAGAAGAUGUAAAGCUGGCGUUCAGUUCUGUGUCAAUUGAAUCAACUCAAAUAAUAUCCCCUGGAACGGCAAUCUAGGUAACAGAUGAGUGAUCAUUGAAUGACGUUUAAGAAGAAGAUACCACUUGUCUAAAGUCUAUUACACUUCUCAUUGACCAUCAAACUAAUCAUGUUUGAUUGGUUUUACAUCUUGUCUCAGCUGUAUUAUUCCAUACAUACUGGUUGCUGCAAAAGUUUUCUGAAUAUAACAGCUUUCCUUCUGUUUGAAUGACACCAGUUGUAUGUUGAAGUGAUUGAAUUGAAUAUAAAUUUGCCCCAGCCUCUAAAAUACUGUACUACUAUUAACACUUAUAUUAACACUAGUGCUUUUAUGUCUACAAAAGCAGAAGAAGGGAAUCAUUGAAGGGAGCUGAAACUGAGCGCUAAGAUGAGUUGGUAAAGACUAUGGCAGUAUUGCCACAAUAGUUAUUGGCUUAUUGGCAACGCAUCUAUCAGCAAGUACAUUUUUCCAUCAGGACAAUGAAGGUCAGAGAUUGUUUACCAGAUUAUUUAGACUCUUUGUCAGAAACAACUUUAAACUGCUGAAGUACUUAAGAUGUCCCAGUUGCAGUAUCACCAGUGGUGGAACAGUGAGUCGUUCAUGACCGUGUCUUUUCUGUCACUGAAGUUAAUCAGAGUCUGCUUGUGUUCCAGUUUAUUGACCAUAUCCACAGAUCAGUUUAUAAUAAUUGAUACAAAACCUCAAAGUGCUCAUAGAUAUUUAAUUUAAUGUCCCAGUUAAACAGAUGUCAGAGCUGUGUAAGUCCUCUGAUAAAAACAUGACGCAUGGCUCCACUUUAUGUCUCUUCAUAUUCAGAGCUUCACUAUGUGCGUCCUGUGACAAAUUAAAGCAUUAGCUUGAAGAGGACAGUGGACGUUUCCUACAGAUCACUAAAUAAGAUGGUACUAUAAAAGCCUUCAUGUGGCAGAUUUUUGAUUUCCUUGUGGAUCACUGAUAAACUAGCUGCACUCCCACACAGUGUUGCAGAAGAAAGGCUGUGACAAGUGGGUGGAUGUUUGAGCCAGACCGCCACUUGCUGAUCAAUGCAUGCUGUGUUCGCACCAAACGCGAUGCUAUACUUUCACAAAAUGAGAUUACAUGUAAAGACCCAAAUAAAUUACAAUUUCAAAUCACUUGGGACGGGCAACACAAAGAGGCAAAAUACAUGCGAUUCUGUUCAAGGCCUGGACAUGUGUACACAAAAGUUCAAUUCCAAUCAGCGAAUUAAACAUAAACCUUGGUUUCCUGUAGAAAGGCAAAUUGCAGUUUGGGUUCACAGGGGCUACUAUUGUGUUAUAUGUAACUGUGCCAUGGACUUUAAAUAUUUAAAUUUGAACAAAAUAAAAGAGGCGGGGUUGCAAUUGAUAGUCGGCAUUGAAAAUGAAAACUCAACAGGUCAUCAAAAUGGCCCCUGGUCAGCCUCAGUUAGCGCUGGAAACAGCAGACAUCUACAGGUGGAGAUAGUUGCCGAACUGUGUGCGCCUCCUGGUGGUCUCGUGGUUCCACACAUGAUGAUGCUGGCUUCUCCAGUCGUCCUCGUCUCCUUUUUCUCCCAGAACAGGACAAUGUUCAAGGGUUGUGUUAACUUGCAUUACUCGAGUAAGUAGCGCCUGUAAACACAAGUGAUGCUGCAGCCAAACAUGCGCCAUUAAUACAACGUGAAAAAUUGCUUUGCAUUUCGUGAGAACACAGCAUAAAGUGAAAAAGUCUUAUUGCCUCAGAAUAAUUGUAGUUUACAACAAACCAGUCUUUAUAACAGAUUAUAAGCUGUAACUAAAGCACUAUUUAUGGUUAAUAAUAAUACUAAUGCUUAAUAAAUUACUUUGUUAGGAAAUCUUUUAAGUUAAAGAUUAAAAAAUAAAAACAACAAAAAUCUCUGCUGACAGUUUCAGCUCUUCAUGUAGCCAUCGCUCAGUUUGUAUGUGAAGGUCUGCAGACUCCUUUCAGACUUGACACCUAUUAAAUCAGGUUGCACCAUUAAAACUUACAGAGUCAUUGUCUUAACAAGGAGAAACUUGAGCCAUGUGUGCAAAGAGCACUGUCCAAUAAAGACCGGUAAUUUGUGUAAACAGGAAGUCACUGAAGCAUUGAGCGCUAUGUCCUGGAUCCAAACAUUAAAAAUCAACUUGAA
This is a messenger RNA of Limanda limanda (common dab), 6326 nucleotides long. It is a transcript of the gene vps37c, whose product is annotated as VPS37C subunit of ESCRT-I. Bases 483 to 1562 code for a protein of 359 amino acids. Gene Ontology annotation, biological process: protein targeting to membrane; protein targeting to vacuole; ubiquitin-dependent protein catabolic process via the multivesicular body sorting pathway. The transcript has 5 exons. Gene Ontology annotation, cellular component: ESCRT I complex. The record is from RefSeq and is a predicted model, not a curated record. NCBI's taxonomy places the organism in Eukaryota, Metazoa, Chordata, Actinopteri, Pleuronectiformes, Pleuronectidae.